Messenger RNA from Topomyia yanbarensis, 1545 nucleotides. RefSeq lists its product as uncharacterized. Lineage: Eukaryota; Metazoa; Arthropoda; Insecta; Diptera; Culicidae. Bases 499 to 1503 code for a protein of 334 amino acids. The record is from RefSeq and is a predicted model, not a curated record. The transcript is spliced from 5 exons.
CAACAGUUUAUGAAAGAGAAAACUUUUCUCUUUCGUUUACUACCAACAUCUGUGAUUGGCGUGUAACGGUUUGUCCGGAAUUUCCAUUCAAAGUGGAUUUUGACAGUUGGCUUUUAGGCCGUAAUCAUAUGUUUGUCGAGAAUUUUCAUGCAUUUUCUAGCAUAUACUUCUAGUAAAUAUUCAAUGAGUGGAUAGACCGAAUACGUCCAAUGCACAAAAUUUGCAGCAGAAGAAACGAGAGGCAGAUCAAAAAGUAUGAUAUCGGUGAUUAAAAAAAAGUUCUGCGUAUGCCUGGUCCAGACAUUUACAGACUUUUAAAACAGUAAUAAACUGACCGAUUUUCUUCAGAAAAUAAUAGAUGUGUCCCAGCAUGCAAAGAAUUACGAAUCAAAUACCGUUCAUACUUUUACCAUUUAGAUUUUUUUUAAGAAAUUUAGAACUUAAUCUUUCACGGAAUCUUUUUGGUCUUUUUCGGAGUAACGAACCAAUGAUCUCUAAAUGCGCAGGUAUCCUUCUGUUGAUCAACAGCAUGCGGCAGCUGUUCAAAUCGUAAAAUUAUUUCCACAACUUAGUAAUACGCGAGUCACACCAACUGCUCCUGAUGAGUCAUUUUUCUUUUGGCGCAACGGAGGCAAGGAAAAGGGUGCUCAUACUGGCAUGAUAUUUCAUCGCAUCCGGAAUGUCAUCAAACAGCUACCUGCAGGAAAACAUAAAUAUAAUCGAGGAACUAUGCCUGUAGAAGAGUCCGUUUCAACUGAACUUGUAGAGCGGGCUCAAUUGCUCCGAGUAAUGCUUGCAUCGGCAUCAGUAGCAGAACAUAUUUGUGAUGAAAUGGACCGAUGCUUUCCAGUCCUCAAACUGUUAUUAAAAGAAAAGAAACCCGUUAAUGAUAUCUUGGAUAUGUUUCCACACCUGUGUUCAUAUGAAGGAUUGGUGAUUCGUCAAAUGUUUGAGAGAUUGUAUCCUAACAGAACAGAAGGUCUCAAAAUCGAGGAUGUCUUCUCUCAGUGUCUAUCUUAUUCACCGUCCAGAUUCUCUAGAGUAGAAGAUGAUCACAUUCGAGGAUGCUUGAGAAUAAUUUCUCAUAUGCCAAUUCGCGGACAAAAAAGAACGCUGGUAGGCUGUCCAACUGUAGGCGAAGAACAUUCGGCUUCAAUUUUAAUUCGUUGGAUUGGGGAGUGCUUAGAUACAUACGUGGCAUCCCCCGCAACUGAUUCCAAACUACACAUGGUGUGCGUAGCAAGCCCGAUGAAAAGAGGAAAUUAUGCCGUCAUUUGUGAGAAAAAAGUUAUAUUCGAGACUAACAAUUCUAUUCAUGCAGUGGAAAUUUUAUUCAAAUGCUACGCAGUUCUCGGAGUGGAGGUGCCACCUAAUUUUAGAAUGUUUUGGGACUUUCUGGCAUGUGCCAUAUAUAAUAUAAUUCCGCACAGUCAGAGGACAACUGUGAAUAGACUCGUCCAAACUUUUAUUGAAGUUUCCCGCGCACGUAUUGACAACAAAUAAAAGGACAACUUUUUUAUACAAUACUUACUAAAAACCAUAAAA